AUGAUGUCAUCAAGUUUGUUUGUGGUGGUGUUGGGUGUGGUGGCAGCGGUGGGGGCUGACCCCAGCUACCCCCAACCCGCCCCCUGCUACCCCAAGACCCAGUACGUCACCCAGUACCAGACGCAGGUCCAGCAGGUUCCUGUGUAUACGACUGUGUACAAGACCCAGGUCGUCCCCACCACACACUACCAGACCCAGUACCAGACCCAGUACGUGACCAAGUACCAGACCCAGUACGUUCCCCAGUACGUCACCGAGACCGUCUACAAGACCCAAGUCCAGUACCAGACCCAGUACGUAACCAAAUACCAGACCCAGUACCAGACCCAAUACGUCACCAAGACCGAGUAUGUCCCCCAGUACAUCACUCAGACCCAAUACCAAACCCAGUACGUUACACAGACCCAGUACCAGACCGUGUACAAGACCGAAUACGUCCCCCAGUACGUCACCAAGACCCUGGUACAGUACCAGACCCAGUACCAGACCCAAGUGGUCCCAGAGUACCACACGGUCACCAAGACCCAGCAGACCUACAAGACGGUCUGCCCCAAGCCCUCCUACGGCUACAGCUACUGAAGGACCGGUCAGCCAGCAGACCGGAGGGCGCCUCCC
Procambarus clarkii (red swamp crayfish) is the source of this 615-nucleotide messenger RNA. RefSeq names its product adhesive plaque matrix protein-like. NCBI's taxonomy places the organism in Eukaryota, Metazoa, Arthropoda, Malacostraca, Decapoda, Cambaridae. The record is from RefSeq and is a predicted model, not a curated record.